Messenger RNA from Sphenostylis stenocarpa, 3573 nucleotides. NCBI's taxonomy places the organism in Eukaryota, Viridiplantae, Streptophyta, Magnoliopsida, Fabales, Fabaceae. The record is from the annotation of a GenBank genome assembly.
AUGCAUUCCUUCAGAGACAAAGUUACACAGAAGCUCUCCCAUCUCUUUCCCAACUCCUCCUCGCCCCAGAAUUAUGUUUUAUGGCUUGUGUACAUGACUGACGUUAAAGGACGCCAAUGGGUCUUACUUUAUAGUACGUUAAAACAUGGAGUAUCACUCCGAACACUUAUCCGCAAGAGUGCCGAGCUUUCUUGUCCUGGUUUACUGAUUGUGGGAGAUAUGCAAGGUGCUGUGUUUGGUGGGCUGUUAGACUGUCCCUUGAAACCUACAGCAAAGCGAAAAUAUCAAGGAACAAACCAAACUUUUGUCUUUACAACUGUAUAUGGUCAGCCAAGGCUGUUUCUACCUACUGGUCUCAACCGAUACUACUACAUGUGUAUGAGCGACUUACUUGUACUUGGUGGUGGGGGUAAUUAUGCUUUAUGCUUAGAAGAAGAUUUGUUAUCUGGAACUAGUGGGCCUAGUGAAACAUUUGGAAACUCAUGUCUAGCUCAUAGCCCAGAGUUUAAGUUGAAGAAUGUCGAGUAUAAAAGUUAUGAGUCCAGUCUCCUUUGUGGGGUUUUGCACAUGCUUCCCCUUUUCAAGGCUAAGAUGCUUUUGUUUGAUGUCCAAAAGAAGCGUCUCUCUUCUACUUCUCUUUGGAUGGGUUACACCAUGUUGCAGGAUGUUUUUGAUCAGCCACUGCCACCAAAGGCCGAACAGCAACAGCAACUCCCCAUUGAUGAAAUUUCAAGCCCUCUUAGUGCUCGAAUUUUCGAACUAUGUAACGCUGAAUUUUUCCCAGAAGCUUUGCCAAAUUCUGAGGUUACUUCCAGCUCAAACUGUUGCUAUGAGGAGAACUCCUCAUAUGCCGCAACAAACAUAUCUUUAACUGUAGAUGUAGAAAAUAAGUUGAAUAACAAUGGCAACACCGUCACCACGCCAACUAGCACCACCACUACCACCACCAACAACAACACAACCAACAGUAGUAACCUGUCUAUUAUAUUUGACUCCCAAGAAGAAAUUGAUAAUGACAUCUCUGCCUCCAUAGACUUCUCGCUAUCUCCAUCUUUCAAUGCUCCCCCAUUUCUCCCAGUCACAUCCCAGCAAGAACAGUUUGAUUUCUCUUCUGUGCAGCCUCAGGUCCAAUUACCAGCAUGUUCAGUUGUGGAGGGCUUCUCUCAGUAUACCACUGACUCCGUUGCACCACCUCUCAUGGGAGCUCCAUUACCUUCUGUUUUUGAAGAGGAUUGCAUAUCUUCUGUCCCUUCUUAUGUUCCUCUCAACCCUUCAUCUCCUUGCACUUAUCUCAGUCCUGGCAUGCCACCGUACAUGACUCCCGGCCCCCUUACUACUGCCUUAUCAACUGAUAGUUCUGGAUUUUUUGGUGGGAACAUUCUUCUUGGUUCUGAACUUCAGACACAAGAAUUGGAAUACCAAGGAGAAAAUGGAAGAAUAUAUUGUACAGAUUCAAUUCAGCGAGUGUUUAACCCUCCAGACCUUCAGGCACUUGGCACUGAGAGUCAGCAACUAAUUCCCGGGGGUGGUAGUUCUGCCACUCUAACACCUGAAAUCUCAAACUUAGAGGAUUCCUCAUUCAAGGUUGGAAAACUUUCUGUAGAGCAAAGGAAAGAAAAGAUCAAUAGAUACAUGAAGAAAAGAAAUGAAAGAAACUUCAGCAAGAAAAUUAAGUAUGCCUGCCGCAAAACUCUGGCAGAUAGCCGACCUCGGGUUAGAGGAAGGUUUGCAAAGAACGAUGACUUUGGCGAAACCAAUAGAACUACUAGUAGCAAUCAUGAAGAUGAUGAUGAAGAAGAAGUAGUUGUGAAAGAUGAAGAUGAUAUGGUUGACUCCUCAGAUAUCUUUGCUCAUAUCAGUGGGGUGAACUCCUUCAAAUACAACUAUUCCAUCCAUGAGGAACUAGUGUUGGCUAAAUUGAAGGGCUUUUCUAAUACAACUCAGUCACAGCACUCUAAACAGGAAGCAUGCAAGCUUGGUGAUGGUCAAGGCUAUGUAUCAGCUGUUAUGUUGGUGAAUGCCCCUCCCAAAUCCAAAGAUGGGAGUGGGAAGAGCAUAGCAGGGCAUGUAGGGCAGGUUGGCAACUUUAGGGUACUAAAAAUCGAGGGCACUUCCAGCGAAAGCAAGACCAGGGACAUGGACGGGCAUCUGGCUGGGCUGGGCUACAAGGUCCGCUCAUCGGAACUCUGUCAAGUGGCUGAGAAUAUGGAGCGUUUAGAGAACGCCAUCAACACUGUCAACUCAUCCAGGGACAUUUCUCAAGUCGUCUCCGACACACUCCUCUACGAUCCCUCCAACAUAGGUUUAGGUUCUUGGGUCGACACACUUCUCUCCGAGUUGGACCAAACGGUGUCGUUGCCCUACGAUCUGUGUUCGGACCUACCUGAUUUGCCCACGGAUCCGAACCGCCAACUGGGGAUGGUAACCACCGUCGAAGAAGACUCGGGGAUAAGACUCGUUCACACGCUCAUCACGUGUGCGGAUUCCGUGCAACGUGGCGACCUCCCGUUCGCUGGCUCCCUCAUCGACAGCAUGCAGGGCCUUCUGGCUCACGUGAACACCUCCUGCGGCAUCGGGAAGGUGGCCGGCUACUUCAUAGACGCCUUGCGCCGCCGAAUCUCGUCUCCGCAAAACGCCGUGUUCCCAACCUCCCCCUACGAGAACGACGUUCUCUACCACCACUACUACGAGGCCUGCCCCUACCUCAAGUUCGCGCACUUCACCGCGAACCAGGCGAUCCUGGAGGCGUUCAACGGCCACGACUGCGUUCACGUCAUAGACUUCAACCUGAUGCAGGGGCUUCAGUGGCCGGCGCUCAUACAAGCGCUAGCGCUUCGCCCGGGAGGUCCGCCGUCGUUGAGGCUGACCGGAGUGGGACCCCCCUCACCAGACGAGCGCGACACGCUGCGCGAGAUCGGCGCCCGGCUGGCGGAGCUGGCGCACUCGGUGAACGUGCGGUUCGCGUUCCGCGGCGUGGCUGCGUGGCGUCUGGAGGACGUGAAGCCGUGGAUGCUGCAGGUGAGUCCGAAGGAGGCGGUGGCGGUGAACUCGAUCAUGCAGCUGCACCGGGUGCUUGGCUCGGGAAUCGAUGCGGUUCUUGGCUGGAUCCGAAGUCUAAACCCUAAGAUCGUGACGGUUGUGGAGCAGGAAGCGAACCACAACGGGGAAGGGUUUCUGGAGCGAUUCACCGAGGCUCUGCACUACUAUUCCACCGUCUUUGACUCGCUGGAAGCGUGUUCAGUCGAACCGGACAAGGCUCUCGCGGAGAUGUACCUGCAGAGGGAGAUUUGCAACUUGGUGUGCUGUGAGGGACCGGCCCGGGUAGAGCGGCACGAGCCCCUGGCGAAGUGGAGGGAGCGGCUCGCUAAAGCCGGGUUCAGACCCUUACAUUUGGGCUCCAACGCUUACAAACAAGCCAGCAUGUUGUUGACUCUCUUCUCAGCCGAGGGUUACUGCGUCGAAGAGAAUCAAGGCUCCUUGACCCUUGGUUGGCAUAGCCGGCCCCUCAUUGCGGCUUCGGCUUGGCAAGCCGCGCCACUAAGAGAAGGCGAAACGCUGCGUUUCCACCGUUGA